AUGUGGUGUUUCAAUUUGAUCAUCGUUAUAACUACGAUAGUAUAUACAACAUCGUCUCCCCUGUACGAUGAGACAAAUCUAGGAGCUGGUUGCACAAUUACUUCUUACUCAGAAGUUAAUACCGUAGUAAAUAGUUGUACAAACAUAAUUAUUAAUGGACUUGCUGUACCUCCAGGGAAAACUUUGGAACUCGACUUAAAAUCUGGAACUAAUCUAACUUUUCAAGGUACUACAUCUUUUGGUUCUAGUACGAAAUGGGAAGGACCACUAAUAACAAUUACAGGAAAUAAUAUUCAUGUGAAUGGUGCUACUGGUUCAAAAUUAGAUGGGCAAGGAACCAAUUACUGGGACGGCAAAGGUGACGUAAACCCAGGAAAGCCAAAAUUCUUCAGAAUCAAAGCUACUGGGGGAUCAACUUUCUCCAAUAUUCACUUGUUGAACUGCCCUAAACAAUGCGUAUCCAUCCAAAACUCAAACCAGAUCAUUUUAUCAAAAUGGACUGUAGAUGUUUCCGCUGGUGAUAAAAAUAAUUUGGGACACAAUACCGAUGGAUUUGACAUUUCUGAUUCAGAAGCAGUUACAAUUAAAGACUCUGUUAUCAUGAACCAAGAUGAUUGUGUUGCUGUUAAUUCUGGAAAACACUUACACUUUUCAAACUUGCUAUGUUCCGGUGGACACGGGUUAAGCUUGUCCGUUGGAAUGAGUAAAACAGAUUCGUCUAAAAACCAGUUAUCCGAUGUAACCUUUACUGAUUGUAAUGUUACCAACUCACGUAAUGGUAUCCAUGUUAAAACGCAUUCCGAUGCUACUCAAGGAUCUGUUAAUAAUAUUACUUAUAAAAAUAUACACUUAAAUGGAAUCACCAACUAUGGAAUAAAUGUACAACAAGAUUAUGCAGGAGGUUCGUCAAAUGGAACUCCAACUAAUAAUAUUCCAAUUAAAGGACUAACUAUGAAUAAUAUAAUUGGAACUAUGACCGGACCUAAUUCAGAAGCAGUUUUUGUACUUUGUGGAACUAGUGGAUGUUCCGGGUUCGAUUGGUCUGGAGUAUCGAUUACUGGUGCCAACAAGGCAAGCAACUGUACAAAUUUUAAACCACCUGGAAUUAAUUGUUAA
This is a messenger RNA of Psylliodes chrysocephalus, 1116 nucleotides long. The record is from the annotation of a GenBank genome assembly. NCBI's taxonomy places the organism in Eukaryota, Metazoa, Arthropoda, Insecta, Coleoptera, Chrysomelidae.